Nymphalis io (European peacock) is the source of this 732-nucleotide messenger RNA. RefSeq lists its product as uncharacterized. The transcript is spliced from 2 exons. NCBI's taxonomy places the organism in Eukaryota, Metazoa, Arthropoda, Insecta, Lepidoptera, Nymphalidae. The record is from RefSeq and is a predicted model, not a curated record. Bases 79 to 732 code for a protein of 217 amino acids.
CAGGACUAUUGUAUCUCUAAAAAAUCAGUUCGUCUAAAACCGCGGUAAAGUGCACGUGGAAGCGAUUUUAUGUAAACAAUGGCGACAAACAAAAUUUUAAGAAAUAUAUAUUUUGGACUUGCUUAUUUGAUAUUUUUAGUACAAACUUCAAAUUGCCUGAAUCUAGGUCUCAUAUCUGGUGACCUGAAACGAUCUUCGAGUCCGUUGUUUAUUAGGAAAACUUCUCACCACUCGCCAAUAACAAUCAAUAUAAGACCGGGAAUUAUGAAACCGCAAAAACUGUUUCCACCAAUAUUACCACCUAUUUUAUCAUUAAAAAGUCCCCCAAUAAAAACAAAAAUAAAACCUCUCAAAAUAAUAAAAUUACCCAAAGUACCAUUAUUACCGAAAUUGUCUAAGAUACCGAAGUUACCAAAAUUACCUCUUCUACCAAUAAUUCCUCCUAUGGUGCCACCACUUAUACCUAAAUUUCCCUUACCUAUUUUACCAAUAUUACCUCCACUUCUACCACCUAUAAUACCUGGUUUGACAAAGCUAAAGAAACCUAUUCGUGUCCCAAUAAUAGGAAAAACCAAGUUGCAAAAGGCUCUGGGUUCAGAAUUAAAGCUGUUAAAGUUACCAUUAACUAAAUCUAAGUUAAACAAAAAUGUUUUAGAAAAACUUCUGAAACUCAAGAGAGAUGGAUCAUUGACUACAGCACAAUUUAUUAGAUUUAAAAAACUACUAUUGUAA